GAUGCCAUUUCCUAUCAUUUAUUCACAAGCCAGUCGCCGCUGAGGGGUUUGCAUCGGGAGCAGCGAAGGGCGAAGAACAUGCGGAUUUCUCUAAAAACGGGUGUUUGCGAGUGAGGCGCAAACUCCACCCUUUUAAAGGCGGCGGCGGCCCAAUCGGCGCCGGAUCGCGGGCGGUGCAUGGAGGUGUAUUGUUUACGUCUGUCGGGAAAGUAGGUCAGCGGGUGUGUGGCGGUGUGCGCCGUCGGCAUGUCAAACGGGUCUCUCAAAACAAACCCGCAAGGAGACGUUUGAACUGGACCUGCGGGGCGGGGGAAUCAUCGCCGCCCGAGUGGAGGACGACCGAGCUGCUGUUAUUUUCAGGUAGCUGCUGGUUGGAGGGUUGCAUGUGAUCGAGGCUAGCUAGUCAUAGCAGGCAGCAGUUGCAGGUCGGUAUAUCCGCCGCGUCCCAUUGCUCUGCAGAUAGAUACUAAACGUUAGCGCGCUUUUGCACCGCGAUGUGUUCGCGACACGCCUGUGGUUUAUAAGUUGGCCCGAUCUGGGGUGGCAUUAAAAACGACACACGCAGGCUGCUUCACUCUGUAUCGCAGCGGGCCUGUUUUGUGGACAAAGAAUUGCAUCGGUGCAAAAAAAAAUAAAAAAUUGACGAAGGCCGUCCAGCUUCAGCCCUGUUAGCUUGGGCGCCGCUCACACCGGCCGAUACCGGAGCAUUUCCCUUAUAAGACACAUUGGCCGGCUUCCAGCCCCUAGUCCGCGGACACGGAUUUCCCGGGGUCCAUCACGCACGUAUCGAUGCAUUAACUUCUAGUCUGGGGUCACUUCUGCGUGGCGUGUUUAAGAGAUGGUAAUGGUGAGAUUCACUAUUUCGUCCGUCAAGCCUAUUGCCAUUAAUAAUAAAAGAGAUCCUAUUGACAUUUGAAAACAGCUAGCAGUCAUGUCGGCUUGCAGGUAUAACUGGAUUGAUUUCUUGUGUAAAUGCGUGUUGGGCGGUACGGGGUAAUUUUACGUAGAUUUCAUGGGGGCACAGAUACCUGGAACGAACUUGUGUGAUUGCAGCGUGCCGUUUAUGCAGAUCCAAGUCGUCCACUACUGUAUUGGUAUGUGUGUGUGUGUGUGUGUGUGUGUGUGUGUGUGUGUGUAUGUGUAUAUAUAUAAAAUAUUACAUACACUCUAGCACAGUUGAAUGACACCAUUACCCUCGCUGAACAGGUUCACGCUGUCCUAGUCACACUCAGACAUGUCAGUGCACGAUACUGCUCCACACCUGGUUUAAUUACACCUCUGACUCAAGGACACUCUUAUUCCAAAUAAUAUACCAGGGUUUCAGCAACAGGAGCCACAUAUGAAAGUCGGUUGUGACAUUUGCAUUUUCCAACAGGUGUGUAAUUACUUCAAACUAGUAAUAUCAUUUUCACACCACAAAUUUUGAGGAGCUAUAGCAUUCAACAAAGAUGAAACCAAUAUUUUAAGUGUCAUUUAGUAACUGUGCAGUAGAAAAAGAGAGCUUGAGGUUACAUCUGCCUGCCUUCCUAUUUUGGAGCUCAGACUGAGACUGUGACGUGUGGGCAUCCCUCUAUCGCGAGAAUUACACAGUGAGAUGGGAAGCGAUGGUCAAAGAAAGGAUCUGAUGAAAGGCAGCUUUGGCAGACAUUUGGGCAGAAUUGUAGGUGAGUCCAGAUGGGUGUGUGAGCCUCUGCUGGCCUGCUGCAGAUGCAGACGGUAGCUUUCGGCACGUAUGGCCUGGGAGGCCGUAAGUAGGUCCCAGCCAUGCGGCUCGGUUUGUCUGCAGCUAUAAAUACAGAGGAGUGAGACUGGCAGCAACGGGGCAGAUGGCGCUGCGGAGCGAUGCUCGCACGCGCGGCUCACCCCGAGGUCCUUCGCUUCCAGCAUGUUCCGUAGAUUUAGGGUGGUGUCCGCAUCCAGUCAGCCUCGAGCUUAGGUAAUGCUUUGUUGUGUAGAGCUGGGUGUGCAGGAUACGUGCCCGGAUUAGAGUGCCCUCCUCCGGUGGCGUGGGCUCCGGCCCGGAUGUGUUCCUCUGCCCACCGGGCUCCCGCCGUGUCCCCUUCUAGGCCGUGAGCUCUACCUGCCAUGUCGAGGCGGAAUAGGAGCGGCCGAGCGUGGCGGUACGUGUGGAGCGGCAUCUGGAGGGACGUGGACGCCAGGGCGAUGGUGCUGGCCUCCGAGAGCGAGGACUGGGGCUACGAGCGGCUGCAGGUGAGACCGGCGCUGCGCAGUCAUCCGGCACGCCGUCACGGCGAGUCACUACAGUACAGCGACUCGGAUUCGGAGCUGGAGUUCUCGGGCGCCGCCCCAGCUGUCCCCAGUGCGGUACCUGUGACAGGCGAGUCCUACUGCAGCUGCGAGUCCCAGGCAGAGCCCAGCUGCGCCUCCCGGCUGCGGGGGUUCCACCACACCGAUGACUGCCACUGCGGGGAGGACGACCAGCACUUCGACUGGGUGUGGGACGACAGCAGCAAGUCGACGGCGACGCUGUUGAGCUGCGAGAACCGCGUGGUGAACUUCCACAUGGAGUACAGCUGUGGCACGGCGGCCAUCCGGGGCACCAAGGAGCUGGCCGACGGGCAGCACUUCUGGGAGAUCAAGAUGACCUCCCCGGUGUACGGCACCGACAUGAUGGUAGGCAUCGGGACCUCGGAUGUGAACCUGGACAAGUACAGACACACCUUCUGCAGUCUUCUGGGGAAGGACGAGGACAGCUGGGGUCUGUCCUACACAGGUCUGCUGCACCACAAAGGCGACAAGAUCAACUUCUCGUCACGAUUCGGCCAAGGCUCCAUCAUCGGUGUGCAUCUGGACACCUGGCAUGGCACGCUUACCUUCUUCAAGAACCGAAAAUGCAUAGGCGUGGCUGCCACACGGCUCCAGAAUAAGAAGUUCUACCCGAUGGUUUGCUCGACGGCAGCCAAGAGCAGCAUGAAGGUGAUCCGCUCCUGCUUCGCCCCCACCUCCCUGCAGUACCUGUGCUGUGCUCGGCUGCGUCAGCUGCUGCCUGACUGCGCAGACACGCUGAGCGUGCUGCCCCUGCCUCCGGGCCUGCGGCAACUGCUGCACAACAAGUUGGGCUGGGUGCUGAGGCUGAACGACGGCGCGGCAGACGGCCCUGAGCACUCGGCCGACUCCCCGACCCCCUCGGCCUCCUGUGCCUCCUCGGGGAGCGACUCGGACGGCUUCUCUUCGGACCCGGAGGCCUGCCAGAGGAAGCGAUGCCGCUGGACGUGAGUGCUUCUGUGCCCUGCCCCCCACCCCCCAGAGAGAAGGGCCACAUGGCGUCAGCAGGACGUCAGACUGGAACAAACACAGCUGGUUUCUGGAGCUGGUCUUGGACAACCUGCCUCUGUACUUUUUUCCAUGGUCCAUUUUCUUUUCAUUGAUCUCACAAUGGAGAUGCAAAGUCCACCCCCACCCCCCACCCCCCCUGUUUUCCAUUACUGUCCCUGAGGGAUAAAAAUUGCGUCUUACCCUCCCGCCCCCUUGGUCUGGUUAGGGCUUGCAGCUGGCCAAUCGGAUAGUCCGUGAUGGACGUGCGUGACAUCCAUGUAUUCAACAUAGUGGCAACCAAAUCAGAUCCAGUACAGGUUCAGCUUGAAAGAUGAAAGCACCUAUUCGCAGUGUGUACACCACACCGCAGGUGCAUAUGACAGACCCGUAUGUGCAUUUAAACCUGUACAGUAUUUUUCCGAUGCUCUUCACUCCCACAUGGGCUUGCAGGCCGCUUUCUGUCUGCACUACGAUUCCUGGCUGUGAUGGCCCACGCAGAUAAGGACCGACCCACAGCACAGACUGUCUUUGAACCGCAGGGUUGGUUGGAGGGUGGGCUGCAGGAUGGAGAACAUUCGGUGCAGAGGAGGAACACGCAGACUCUCUUAAUCCUAACCCCCGGUCGCGUCUAAAGCCAAGCGGUAAGGAUGCGUGACUGUGGCACUAAUCUGUGAGCCGGACUCUGCAGCACGGACUGGUGAGGCGCAGCAACGUGCCGGAAGGUGCCCUGACCUGCCGGGUCUGUUCCUUCAGGACAGAGCAGUAUCGACUCCUAACCUCACUGAGAAGGGGGGUGAGGGGUCUACCGUCUUUAGCAGCUUUGGUGACUUUUGUGUGAACUGCCCUGCCCUGUAAUAUGCAAAGCCGCCGUAUCGUUAAUCUGUACAGUACCGUCGGUGUGAGACCUUCUCUGUAACGUCAGCUCAGAUACCAGUGGACCAGUGUGUUGAACCUUACAUUUGCUUUUUUUCCCCCACUGAGUGAUGUGGGUUGCAGUAUAGCACUCUUAUUUAAUUAGGUGCACUCUCGUUAGAAGUUGUAUACCGUCUGCGUCAAUGUGACCAUCCAUCCUACAGACACAUGGUCUUAUUGGGCUGAAUGGAGAGGGGAGGUGACUGAUCUAAUGGUGAGAAUUCCUCAGACAGCUCCUCCUUCAGACUGACGGUUCGAGUUCACAGCUGGAAACAAGCUGCUUAGUUUGACCUCAGCUAGUUGGCACCUGCAUUUUUACAUAUAUGCGCGCACACACAUAUAUAUAUAUAUAUAUAUAUGUGUGUGUGUGUGUGUGUGUAUAUAAAGUGUUUUUAUAUACAUAUAAAAGUCUCUGGUUUUCCUUUAGUUUUGAAUCAGGAACCAUGAUAGCUUUCUUUUAUAUUUUACACAGAAAUAGUACACAGUAAAAUGCCUGCCCUACUUUGACUUGGGCAAACCUUUUCUCUUGAAUCCAUCAAUGAGACCAUGCAUUUCCCUUUAUAUUAUCUGUCUGGGAUCUUUUACAGAUAAGGAGCAGUAAUACCUUUUAACUACAGCUAGAAUGCUUAUUGGUCUCUAUAGAUUUAUGGCACCUGUGCUAUGGGAUGUCACUAAACCAUUGCUGUUUAUUCUCUGUCAGCCAUAUUGGAUCAUCUUGUCUAUUAAGUAGACCCCAAAAUGUAACAUGCCAUACUUUUGUCAUUGACUUUGUGGCCAACAGAUCCAAGAGAACUGGAUUCAUUAUUAGGAAAUUAUUGUUCCCUUCCCACUCCAACAUAAAUUUAAAAGCCUGCACACCUUUUGGGCCUUGGGUAUAUGCUACUCUGCAGCGUCUGGGGGUUAAUAUAACCUGGGCUUUGGGGUUUAAAAUAGGGGGCCGGUGGCAUCUCUAAGGCACGAGUCCCUUCCUGGAAUAGAGGUUGCAUUAUGAUGUCAUAGAGGACACAGGCUGGGGGGAUGAAGGAGGGGCUGGGUGUAGAGUGUCACUUAGCCAGAGUUGUUUUACCAUAAUAUCCAGCUGUACAAAUGGAUCAGUGUCAGUCAUUUCGCACAGAUAAGUGUAAAUUUUGUAAAUCACAUGCAAUCUGCAUUUUUACUGCUUCUCUGAAGGGUAAAGUUUGAGAUGUAGACUUAAAUGAAUCUUAUCCACUGUAUUAUUCUUGGGGAGCAGAGGAAUGGGAACUGGCUGUGGGAUUAUGUCUUAUCAGAUAUAUAAACGGUUAAAAAGAACUUGUUAUGCAUUAAAGCACUUUGGUGUAUACCAUGUACAUAUUCUAUGUGACUGAUUUCCUACUCUCCUGCCAUGACAUGUACCUAAUAGCAUGGUUUUAUUUAAAAAUGAACUGUAAAAAAAUGUAACAGCUUAAUUUUUUUAAAAUAAAAUCUAAGAGUAA
Molecule: messenger RNA, 5642 nt
Organism: Paramormyrops kingsleyae
Lineage: Eukaryota; Metazoa; Chordata; Actinopteri; Osteoglossiformes; Mormyridae
Source: RefSeq, a predicted model, not a curated record